Solanum dulcamara is the source of this 1512-nucleotide messenger RNA. Its product is annotated as probable caffeine synthase MTL3. Gene Ontology annotation, molecular function: S-adenosylmethionine-dependent methyltransferase activity. The record is from RefSeq and is a predicted model, not a curated record. The transcript is spliced from 4 exons. Gene Ontology annotation, biological process: methylation. NCBI's taxonomy places the organism in Eukaryota, Viridiplantae, Streptophyta, Magnoliopsida, Solanales, Solanaceae. Bases 77 to 1210 code for a protein of 377 amino acids.
AUUCUCUAAUUAACUUCUCUCUCUAGUUCCUAAUUUUCAACAAAAAAAUUUAGAUCUCAUUUGUAGAAAAUUAAUAAUGGAAGUUGAGAAAGUUCUUCACAUGAAUGGAGGGGAAGAUCAAGCUAGCUAUUCCAACAACUCCUUAGUUCAAAAGCUGGUUAUACUCAAGGUGAGAGCCAUUCUUGAAGAUAGCAUAAAAAACAUAGUAUGUUAUAAUUCAGGGUUCCCACAAUGCAUAACACUAGCUGAAUUGGGAUGUUCUUCAGGGCCAAAUGCACUAUUACCAAUAUAUGAAAUGGCAGAAAUUGUGGACAAAUUAAGCCAUGAUAUUGAAUUGAAUAAUAUUCAAAAGCCUAUUAAUGUUCAAGUCUUCCUGAAUGAUCUUGUUGGCAAUGAUUUCAACAAUGUUUUCAAACUUUUGCCUAGUUUUUAUAAGGAAAUUGAGAAAAAGAGGUGUCAAGUAUCAUGUUUUGUUGCAACUAUGCCUGGUUCAUUUUAUGGAAGAAUUUUCCCUCAACAUUGUGUCCAUUUGGUGCAUUCUUCUUAUAGUCUACAUUGGCUAUCUCAGGUACCAAAAGGGUUGGUGAGUGAAUCUGGUAUACCAUUGAAUAAAGGCAACAUUUAUAUAGCAAAAAUAAGUCCUCCAAGUGUUCAUUUAGCUUAUUUGAAUCAAUUUCAAAAGGAUUUUACUAAUUUUCUUAGCAUGAGAUCUGAAGAGAUUGUGGAUUUUGGGAGUUUAGUUCUUACAUUCAUAUGUAAAAAUGAUGAAGAUGAUGGAUGUGAUUUUUGGGAAUUGCUUGGGAUCACCAUGAAUGACAUGGUCAUUGAGGGGUUGAUUGAAGAAGCCAAGUUAGACAUGUUCAACCUUCCAUUAUAUGCACCUUCAAUAAAAGAAAUAAAGCAAAUAAUAGAGAAGGAAGGCUCUUUCAAAAUAUUGCAACUUGAGACAUUUAAACUCAAAUGGGAUUCAAACAUGGCUAAUCAUGGUACUGAGAAGGGAGAAGCAAUAUUAUUUGACGAUAAGAAUAGGGCUGCAUACGUAGCUGGAAAUAUGAGAGCGGUUCAAGAACCCAUAUUAGUUGAUCAUUUUGGAGAAGAAAUCAUGAAUGAUUUGUUUGAACGAUUUGGAAAGAAGGCAAUAGAGUAUAUGGAGAAUUAUGGGAAAGGCAUUAUUAAUAACGUCGUUCUUUCUUUUAGUAAAAUGAACUAAGGCAUGGGAGAAGCUGUCAUUAGAAAGCGUUUUACCUCUUGGAAAAAAAGAGGAAGAUGACUUUAAUCUCUUGUUUCGGAGAAAUAAGUGACUCACGAGGAAUGGUAACUUAUUCAUAGAAUAUAAUAUGAAUGGCUAGCGGAAAGGAAUGAGAGAAAUUUGUUUAAAAUAUUCACUUUUUAUUACUAGUAAACCAAUUAUUUAAAUUGAUGUUUUGUUUAUGUGAGACUACACAAUACACAAUAAAUUUAAAAGAGUUGUGGAAAUUGCAUUUUGGUUUUAAAGAUUCCUCUUUGCCUAAC